Messenger RNA from Engraulis encrasicolus (European anchovy), 663 nucleotides. Its product is annotated as retinol-binding protein 2-like. The record is from RefSeq and is a predicted model, not a curated record. The coding region runs from base 1 to 366 and encodes 121 amino acids. NCBI's taxonomy places the organism in Eukaryota, Metazoa, Chordata, Actinopteri, Clupeiformes, Engraulidae. Gene Ontology annotation, biological process: fatty acid transport. Gene Ontology annotation, cellular component: nucleus; cytosol. Gene Ontology annotation, molecular function: fatty acid binding. The transcript has 3 exons.
AUGACUUGGUUCCAUCUCUGCUUGACAGACAUUGACUUUGCCACGCGUAAGAUUGCCUGCGCCCUCCACCAGAGGAAGGUCUUCAUCCAGGAUGGAGACACGUUGACCAUCAAGACCCUCAGCACGUUCCGGAACUACGAGCUCACCUUCACCGUCGGCGUGGAGAUGGAUGAGCACACCAAAGGCCUCGACAACAGGGUCGUCAAGGCCCUGGCGAAGUGGGAGGGGGAUCGGCUGGUGUGCACACAAACAGGCGAGAAGGCCAACCGAGGCUGGAAACACUGGAUAGACGCCGACGGCAAACUGGUUUUGGAGCUGACCUGUGAAGACAAAGUGUGCAUUCAGGUCUUCAAGAGGGGCCAGUGACCUCCACUUCACUGCAGGCUGCGGGGAGCUGCUACCAGUAUACACAACUCAGCCAUGGGCUGCCAGGGUUGCCAGACGCCCAAAAAAUGCCCAAAACCUGCCUGGAAACACAAAGUCCCACCCAAUUUGAACUAAAUUCUAUUGAUUUCUAUGGCCAGAAAUUUGCUGAAAACACUGUGUGCUGCCCUACCUACAAAGGCAAACUACAGUAACUACAGUAACUAACAGUAACACUGAAACUGAGAAAAAGGAAUUCAAAGUAUUGGUAUUAGGUUUGGGUAUUGUAGCUAGUGCAAC